AUGACCUCCACACAGAGUGGUAAAACAACGGCCGCGUUGUCGCCACUUCUGUUGAGGAAGGGCAUCCAGGGAAUCGCAGGGGAUGUGAAAUCUGUUAAGCCAUUGGGAUCGGGCUCCCCUAUAGAGGUUUAUCGCCAACAACAGGCGAUGAACCUACUGGGAACAACCAGUUUUGCCGGCAUCGGUGUCAGUGUGAAACCACACUCAUCACUUAAUUGCAGCAAGGGGGUAAUCAGGUGCCCAGCCUUGCGCAAUGACACCGAUGAAGACAUACUGGCAUAUUUCCAGGAGGAGAGCGUCCCGGUCUCUGAGGUGAGGCGGAUGGUGAUCAGGAGAAACAAUGAUACAAUCAAAACAAACACCUUCAUCAUCACUUUUUCAACGCCAACACUACCCCAAAUACUAACAAUCGGAUACCAGAGGUACAACGUUUCCGUCUACAUCCCAAAUCCAUUGCGAUGCCGAAACUGUCAGAAGUACGGUCAUCACGAAAAGCGAUGUAGACGAAAAUCGAUCUGCCAGUAUUGUGGCCGUGAGGGUCACACCGAGCAAAAUGACUGUGACAUCGCCAACCUGCGCUGUGUCAACUGUGAGGGGAAGCACGCUGCCUCUUCUCGCGACUGCCCUACCUGGAGCCAGGAGAGGGAGAUAUUACGGGUUAAAUAUACCCGAGGUGUCUCUUUCCCCGAGGCCAGGAGGAUAGUCGUGAGUGCAGACAUUGCUACACCCUCUUACGCACAAGUGACUCGAGGCAAGGCGCCGGUUGACAGUGUCACGGUCAAGGAUGCUUCGGUUCAAGUUUCUGAAGACAUACCUGCCUGGGGCUCACAAGUCCCAGACAUGUUAGCAGAGCAGCAGGUGGCGCAGCGGUAG
Molecule: messenger RNA, 873 nt
Organism: Mizuhopecten yessoensis (Yesso scallop)
Lineage: Eukaryota; Metazoa; Mollusca; Bivalvia; Pectinida; Pectinidae
Exons: 2
Coding region: 1-873 (290 amino acids)
Molecular function (GO): nucleic acid binding; zinc ion binding
Source: RefSeq, a predicted model, not a curated record